Salvia hispanica is the source of this 615-nucleotide messenger RNA. RefSeq names its product RING/U-box superfamily protein. The record is from RefSeq and is a predicted model, not a curated record. Lineage: Eukaryota; Viridiplantae; Streptophyta; Magnoliopsida; Lamiales; Lamiaceae.
AUAAUACCAACGACAUUCAAUUCAAUUCAACCAGUCUUCUUCUAUUCUACCAUUGAUACUUCCACUCAAAAUACUUACUACUAAUAAUUAUAAUAUGGGAUUGUCGAAUUUUCCUAGCCCGGCUGAAGGGGUGCUGCCGCUGCUACUGAUGAACAUGGCCAUGUCGGUGGCUCUGGUGAAGAACAAGCUCAGAUCAUUGCUCCAAGUGGUGGCUGAUGUCGAGGACGACGGAUCCAGGGCGGCGAGGACGGUGUCGAUAACGCGCUAUGGUGGCGGUCCGGCGGCCGAGUGCUGUGUCUGUUUGUGUAGGUUUGAGGCGGAUGAGGAAGUGAGUGAGCUUUCUUGCAAGCAUUUCUUCCACAAAGCUUGUCUCGACAAGUGGUUCCACAACCGCCAUAUUACUUGCCCGCUUUGCCGUUCCAUUUUCUAAUAUUUCCUAUUAUUCCAAUUAUACAAUUCAUAUAGGAUUUUUAAUUUAGGUGCUCAAAUGGAGGAGCACUAUAGUCAAUACUCAUAUACCUAUACAUACAUACAUACAUAAUGACGGUUUGAUCACCCACUACAUUAUAUACUAAAAGUAUUACACGAUUUCAAAUGUAAUUUCUUUUGUGGUGA